ACAAAGCAAAGUCUUUAGCCAUGGCCUCAUACAAUUGCUUCAUGUUGGCUUUUUUCCUUGCUAUUUCCUUCUCAAGCAUGGACAUUGGCCUAGCAGCUCGCCAUCUUCUACAGGCAACUCCAAUUACACCACCUAAUCUGCCAAAACCAACAUUGCCACCAUUGCCUCCAAUGCCAACAUUGCCUCAGGGUAAUGUUCCACCUUUGCCUACUAUCCCAUCUCUGCCACAACCAUCUAUGCCUUCUCUUCCUACCAUCCCCACUAUUCCAACUGUCCCACAGUUCGCUCUGCCACCACUUCUUGCCAAUUCUCUGCCAAACUUUCCCACAAUCCCAACCACUAUUCCCUCUAUCCCAUUCCUGUCUCCACCACCUUCAACCACCACCCCCUGAAUGAAGCUACUCUGCUUAUAAGUUGGAUUACUACUAAUCUUUGGAGUUUGGUUCUGGCUUUCAGUGAU
Molecule: messenger RNA, 460 nt
Organism: Gastrolobium bilobum
Lineage: Eukaryota; Viridiplantae; Streptophyta; Magnoliopsida; Fabales; Fabaceae
Product: protein PELPK1-like
Exons: 1
Coding region: 21-392 (123 amino acids)
Source: RefSeq, a predicted model, not a curated record